AUGGUCCAAUCGGUGGUUCACCAAAAAUACAAGCUGGGGGUAGUUUCAGGCGGGAAAGUGGUGUUUCCUAGGGCCGAAAAUAGGUCUUGCAGCGGUAAAACAGUUACGCUUCUAACACACGACCAGACCGCUGUGAUUGUUCCCUUCAAUAACCAACUAAAAGUCUAUUCACUAGAGACCCGGCAGUGCGUCAAGACUUUGAAAUAUGCGAACAACGAGCAGCUUACAAAGCUGUUUUUGGCGCAAGGAAGUGCUCAAGUGAGCCACAUCGCAUUGGGCGAUGUCACACGGCAAGAUAGCGCUGAAGAGACCAAAGAGCGCGAAGUCAGCGUUUUCUCAUCCUGUGGUCAUGUCGCAGUGCUCAAUUACAAGGGCAGACUUGUGGAAGAGCCAAAGAUUCUGAACUUGGGCGCAAACUUCCAGCCUGGAGAGACUGUAAUUAAAGUUUUUCAAGACCCCGAACAUAAUGAACUAAAAGUCCUUACGUCGCUUCAAGAGUCCUCGGCUUCUUACACGUACCGACUGUUCGACUAUAGGCGUUCGGAACAAGCGCUUGUAGAAUGUCAAACUUUCCAGCACGUUUUGUUGUCAGCAUGGUCUGCCAACGACAGGUACCUAUGCGUUCUGGUUAGAGAUCUAAACUCAAAAAGAAAUCUGCAUAUUCAACCGCUUUUCUCGGAAAGUGACAACGAGGUCCAAACAUUCCCAUUACCCUCAACAACAUCAGCAUCUACUACUUCAACUAACUCACACUUCGCCACUUCUAUGGCAUUGGACAAUGAUUGUUCGCAGCUGGCCAUUGGAUUUGCAUCUGGUGUUAUCAACCUCAUUAACCUACAAGAUAAAUCUAGUCGACUGCUCAAAUGGCAUAUUGACUCGGUCUUAUCGUUGUGCUUCACAUCGGACAGCUCAUAUUUGUUGUCUGGUGGCUGGGAAAAGGUGUUGAGUUUCUGGCAAUUGUCUACCAACCUGCAGCAAUUUCUCCCUCGUUUAAGCGGCGUUGUCGUCGAUUGCAGUGUUAUUAAUGAUAAAUUUUACUCCUUGGGUUUGCAAGUUACAGACAACCACACCAAUUCGGAUUAUCAACUACUGUUGUUGAACUCAACUGAUUUAAAUUCUAGAGUGUCUGUUAGUGGUCCACUUUGCGUUUAUCAAACUCCAGUCAAAGACGUGGUUUUCCCAGUUUCAGCAGUCUCAUCCAGAUCAUCUGCAUCAUCGUCGGACAUGAAUAAGUCUACCAAAAAACAGCAAAGAAAAUUAUUGAAGCGCAAGAGACAAGAUUUUAGUUCUUGCUUAGAGAUUCAACCCAACACAAAGCAUUUGUAUUUCCCCCACACCUCGGCGAUUCAAGCCUAUGAUUUUUACAAAAAUGAGCAAGUCUCCUAUCAAUAUCUAGCAUCUGGUGUUAACAAUUCUAUGGGUAAAGUAAGGUCUGAAUUGAAUUUGAAGGAUCCGAUAAUAGCUGAUGUUAAGUUUACCAAAGACGGUAAGUGGAUGAUUUCGUAUGAGAUCGAGUACCCACCAGAUAACUUGUUAUCUUCAAACGAUCUGUCGCAUACUUUAAAGUUUUGGCGCAUGUCUGAAAAUGGACAAUGGGUAUUGGAAACGAAGGUACUCAGUCCACAUGGUGUCAAAGCGCCAGUCAGUAGCAUUUUGGUCGCACCAAGAUCUGUUAAUAACUCUCAGGGUUGUUUGACCGCUGAUAAUAAUGGCGGUAUCAAAUACUGGUCCUUUGACGAAACUACUAAUAAUUGGCGCUUGUCAAAAGUUGGAAUACCCAACAACAAUCAUUUCAGUAACUCUGUGGAAUUGGCUUGGUCUUUUGACGGAAGUUUGAUUUUUCAUGCAUUUGAUGACAAAAUUACUGUGUUAGAUUUCAAUGCCUUCAAAAAAUUCCACGAGGGCUCAGAAAAAGCUUUCAACGAACUCACUAUGGAUUCUGCAGUUCAAUCGAUCAUGCUGGUUAAUGAUUCUAACCUCAUAGUCGCAACUCAGACAACUCUGAAUUCUGUGAACUUGCUUUUAGGCCAAGUUGAAAGCUCGUUUGACAUGUUCCCAUAUGUCAAUGGCAUUUACAAGAACGGCCAUUUAGCAAGAAUGAUGAGCUGCGACGAAAAAAAUGGCCGUGUCGCUCUUGUUAUAAAUCAACAAGCGCUCGACAAGAACAAGCUACCCACUCUGAAUCACACGUCCCAUGUUCUUAUUUUCAAUGCGGACUUGUCGCAAAGACUAGGCAAUUUUGAGCACGACGAAUAUAUUUCCUGUAUCAGAUGGAACCAUGACACAGAUUUCAUUUUCUUGGAUAUCAAAAAUAGAUUGGGUGCUGUUAGCACCACUACUAGCCCUGAAAUGUUGGAUGAAGUUGACAGAGAUGCUGUCAUGGAUCAGUUGUCUCCAAAUCAGUUCGAGUCUGAACUACAAAAAUUGACCACUUCUCAUAGAAGCGAUGGGAGAAAGGCUGAUGAAGUUGAGGAUGUCGACGAGGACUCAGUGUUUGAGUUCAUUAACGGCGAAAGAUCUCAAAAAGUGAUCAACAUGAACAGUUUUACGAGCAUGUUCGAAAACAUAGAAAAUGCUCAAAUGGACACACUAUUUGAUAGAGUAUUAAAAGUAAUUUCAUAA
Lachancea nothofagi CBS 11611 is the source of this 2622-nucleotide messenger RNA. The record is from the annotation of a GenBank genome assembly. NCBI's taxonomy places the organism in Eukaryota, Fungi, Ascomycota, Saccharomycetes, Saccharomycetales, Saccharomycetaceae.